Messenger RNA from Trypanosoma cruzi, 1236 nucleotides. RefSeq lists its product as uncharacterized. The transcript has a single exon. The record is from RefSeq and is a predicted model, not a curated record. The coding region runs from base 1 to 1236 and encodes 411 amino acids. Lineage: Eukaryota; Euglenozoa; Kinetoplastea; Trypanosomatida; Trypanosomatidae.
AUGGGGUGCAAAGAAAGUUCUUUGCGUUCCCCGGAUGUGAAAAAAAAGGACGAUGAGCUCGAAGCGAAGAAGGCGGGAGGCAAACCAGUAGGAACGGAGGCUCCCAUAAAUUUGGAUGGCGAUUCCAGCAAUAAUGCGUCACUUUCCAAAUUAUUGCCUUUAAAUGGUAGAACGCGCUCUCCAUUAUUGGAGCGCCCGCAUGGGAGUUUUGAAUUGUUUACACAUGAGCCGUUGUUGGAUGGGAGAGAAGCCCCCAAUGAUAUGCAACUUGUUUCCUUUCUGGCGAAUGAGGAUAACGGCUUUCGCAUGGACGACGAAUACUUUUUACCGUCGGAUAGCGGCACCUCCACUCCACUAUUAUUUCGUAUUGAACCCCUACGCCGAGCUCAGACGGGAGAAGGCACAUGGGAGUGGUGGUACGACCAGGUGGAAAACUUGCGUAUAACAAAAGAUAAUAGCUCUCGUGCGAGAUUGCAAGACAUUCCAAAUCGCCUCACGCGGCAAUAUGAUGCAAAGAAGGAUCAGGUCGAGCUGGACCUGGGCUGGUGCUAUAUGGAGCGUUCUGCUCCAUACGUUCUUGGACGUCUUUUUGUUAGUCCCUACCUGCGUGAAAUACGGUGGGUGACGUCACUUCGACUUGAUGGCAAUUACUUCACUGAUGAUGGAUUUGGCAACAUGCUUGCGGUGAUGGGGGUGGCAAACGAAAGUAAGACUGUUUUCCCUCUCUUGAAAAAUUUAUACCUUAACAACAUGAAUCUCGACCACUGUAGUGUUUAUGGAAUUCUUUUCUACGUUUUCCCAAUGGAUUUAUCUUGUGCUGCGAGGGGAACUCAGGUGCCAAGAAUCGCAGGACAAGUGGCCGGACUCCCUGCGGAAGCCUACAUGCCAUUUCAUGGUGCGCCACACGCCCCUUUGUUUCCAUCGCUAGAAGUCCUGAGCCUGUGUGAUAACCCGGGUAUAGGCAACAAUGGUUUAGCAGAGAUACUUCGAUGUUUUGUAGCGCCCCACUACGAGCGGCGAACUUUGCCUGUGUUGGAUCUUUCACGCUGCGGGGUUGACGAAGUAGGGGUGGGCUACAUCAAUGAAUACCUCGAGCAGCUCCGAAUAGCAGAUAAGAGAGGAGAUUAUAUUGUUGUUCCAAGACGCGUCGUUCUCUUUGGUAACCGUCACAGCAGCAGCAGUAAGAGCAGUGUCGAUGGAAAUACUGCGGGCAGUGGUGUCACACUUUUAAUGUGA